This is a messenger RNA of Pseudozyma hubeiensis SY62, 1701 nucleotides long. RefSeq lists its product as hypothetical. Gene Ontology annotation, cellular component: endoplasmic reticulum. The transcript has a single exon. The record is from RefSeq and is a predicted model, not a curated record. Lineage: Eukaryota; Fungi; Basidiomycota; Ustilaginomycetes; Ustilaginales; Ustilaginaceae. The coding region runs from base 1 to 1701 and encodes 566 amino acids. Gene Ontology annotation, molecular function: ubiquitin binding.
AUGGCCACGCCGCGCUCUGCAGGCCAGCAGGAUGCCAUUGCCAGUCUGCGAUCCGUGCUGCAAAGCUCCAGCGGAUCGGUCCCGGACGAUGACAUGCUGGCGACUCUGCUGGAAGUAGAGGGUUGGGAUGUGACUCGCGCUGCACGGCUCGUCGAGGAGGACAGCACCGCCGAACGCAGAAGAAGUGGAGCAGAUGACGAGACCAUCGCCAGGUCCUUCGCUCAAGACUCUCGGAUCCGCGGCUCGAUGGACCUCGACCAGUCGUUUGCAAAUACAUCUUCGCCGUACAGCGCUUCGAGACGUGCAUUCAACGCUGGCACCGGUGCGCCGAGUGGUCUCCCUGGAGGCGCCGGCUUGCGUCCUCAUCCCCGAGGCGGCGCCGAUGGCGGCACGAUGAGCGUUGCGCAGAUGAUCUGGACAGCCUUGACCUUUCCACUUUCCAUAGCAUCAGGUAUACUGCUCUUCCUCGCACGUCUGCUUCGCAUCAGAACGUUGUUCCCUUCACUUUUUGGCGGCAGUCCUGGAUCACGUACACUCAGCCGAUCGGAUCCCCGCACCUCGGCGGAGAAUUUCGUACGGGAGCUCGAGCAGGAUACCGGAGCCUCGUCGUCUCGCUCAGCAAUUUCGUCCGAAGACUCGGCGACCAGAGCGCCACCGACAAUGAUGCUGCCUCCUUUCUUCAUCGGCGGCUACUCGGACGCGCUGCGUACCGCCAAGGAGCAGAUCAAGAUCCUCGCCAUCAUCUUGGUCAGCCGCGAGCAUGGAGACGUAGACCGCUUCAAGCAAACCACCUUGACCGACAGCGAUCUCGUCGAGCUACUGUCGAGGGACGAUUUCGUUGUGUGGGGCGGGGACGUCAGAGAGCGCGAAGCGCAUCAAGUUGCUACCACGCUUCAAGCCACCACAUACCCUUUUGUCGCCUUCGUCGCAUUGCAGCCAUCGCGCUCGUCGAGCAGGAGCUCGGCAGCAUCAUCGUCUUCCUCGCCUCGAGCAGCGGUGCUCUCAAGGCUCGAAGGCUCGCCGUCGACGGCCACCUCGGCUGCAACGAUUGCUUCCCACAUCUCCGACGUGCUACUGCCGAGAACCCGCACAUACCUGGACCGGCUGAGAGCUGAGAAGCGUCACCGCGAGAUGGAGCGUCAGCUUCGAGCCGACCAAGAUCGUGCCUACCAGGAAGCCAGUCGUCGCGACGCCGAACGAAUUACACAGAAGCGCGAAGAAGAGCGGCUGAAGGCGUUGGAAGUGCAACGACAGCGAGACGAGCAGGAGCGGAAAGAACAGGCGGAACGCAAGAAGCAGGCCUGGCAAAGAUGGGCUCGCCACCAUCUCGUACCAGCAGAGCCUGUCGCUUCGGCUGAUGCGGUCAAGUUGAGCUUUCGACUGCCGAGCGGGAAAACGUUGACAAGGCGCUUUUCUCCUGCAGACACGGUGGAUGCUGUGUUCGCCUUUGUCGAGACCUCUUCUGUUUCGACAGAUAUCGACGGCGCCACGAGUCAGAAACCGCAAGGCUACGAGCACGAGUUCAAAUUCAGCCUGGUGACCGGCUACCCGAGAAAGCGCAUCGAGGCAGCACAGGCUGGCAGCACGCAGUUGAAGGAUGUCGACGGCCUUGCCCAAGGUGCGAGUCUGAUCGUCGAGGGAUACGUCAUGGCCGACAAAGCAGCUGCUGCCGACGAUGAAACGACGGAUGAGGAAGAGUGA